UAACGCUGGACGGUCCCUCCCUGCGGCAGCUGAACUUGUUAAAAGGUUUAUUUACCGUGUAACUUACCGGAGCAGUUUUACCGCCAACAUGUCGCACACCGUCAUCACCACCACGACGACCACCAGGACGACCGGCGACGGCUUCAGCCUCAACACGGGCUACACCCGCACCAUCCCGGGACUGCUCAAGAUCGGACAGAUGCUUGCUUUGCUCAUCGCCUUCCUGUGCGUCCGCUGUGUUCGGGGUUGGCCCAGCUGGGCGGCUUUCCAGUACUUUGAGGUUGUGGCGCUGUGGUUCCUCAUCGCCUUCCUCAUCUUCUUCCUCAUGCACCUGUUCAGGCUGCAGGCGAAGAUGCCGUGCAUCAACUGGCCGCUGACGGAGUUCUUUCAUUACUCCGUCGGGACCGUCCUCAUCCUCAUCGCCUCCAUCGUGGCCGCGGUGAAUAGCGGAGGAGUUUCUGCCCUGGUGGCCGCAACGGUGUUUGGGUUCAUAGCGACUUUCCUGAUGGCCGUUAGUUUGUGGACGUCUUACAGUGUGACCUGUGGCCCUCAUCAGACCGGUGCAUCAGUGUAAAGAAGCGACCCGUCUUGUAGGAACCCGGUGGCUGUGUGUGCAGUUUGCUGUGUCCUGGUCAAUUUUCUGCCUAGCAACCACCGGGAUAAUAACCUGAUUGGAUUAUAACUCAUACUGCAGAGGUAACAGAAGUGCUGAUCCAGGACCAGCUGUCGUUUGCAACAAUCUGAAACGUAACCAUCAACACCCGAUCGUCAUGGUAACACCCCGGGAGGACAGUAGUUUCAUUAUUACUCAGAACACAUUUUUAUUCCUCAUUGAAUCUUAUCAAACCUCUGAAGCCACAGUUCCAUGUUAAAGGUGCUCAGUGUCACAUUGAACCAUCGAUUGUAUCAGUCACACAUUUGGUAGAAUCAGUAUCAGUCGGCUGGUAUUGUUCUCACAACUACAUUUCCCAUCGUUCCUGCUGCUCCUCGUCCUCACUUUCCCGCCUGAAAAGCGUAGACGGGUUUAGAAAUGUUUUUUUCUUUCCAUGAGCUUUUCUCAUUCUUCCGCCGUCAGCGAUCAAAAAUGUAAAGAAGCUUUUUAGAAAAGUUUAAGCUGCGUUAGCUUUAAAAGAACAGCGCCCCCUUACUGUCGUGUGCCAUAAAGCAAUGCAGAUGAUUUCCCUCCAAAGUCUCACGGGUCUGAGCGCAGCCACAGUGUCUCUGUGUCGCCGCUUCAUCGCAUCUCCUCAGUGGUUUACAGUAUCUCGCUUGAUUUGCUCGAUUCGUUUUAAAAGUUCAUCUAUUCCAACUUUUUUAUUCUACUUUGAAAAUUCCUCAAGCUCAGUAAAAGCAGUCUGGACGACAGACGUGUGACGCCCUUUUUACAAUCACAUCAACUGAUGCACAGUAUAGCCCUGUUAGCCUGCUAUGCUAAUUUUGCUAGCACACUCAAAUAUUUAUAAAGUCUCAUUUUACAUACUUCCAAACUCAAAAGUACCUGAUGGUUCAUGGUCAAAAAGGGGAGUGGCCUUUAACGGUCUCCAUCUUGGCUACAUAGCAGAAAGGGAGGGGCCACCAACGUAUUUUCAAACUUGUGGAUGGGGUGGCUGAGGACGGAGGACACGUGGUUGGCGGCCCGACUUCGCAUGAAACGCGGUGCACACACAGGAAAGUAAAACUUAAUUUUUAAGUCACGUGAGCAAAGACGGUGACGGAAAGUUUGGUGAGCGACAAUCGUGGUCACGUGUUUUGAUUGUCAUUCCCGGUGUGUACGCAGCGGCAGUGUUUGAUUUGAGACUUCACUGUUGAGAUUCACGUAUUACACAUGUGAGUGUACUGAAUACACAGAGUACUACAUGUGAGUGUACUAAUGGAAGUAUGUGAAUUGGGACUCAGUCAUCGUCAUCACUCUGGUGUGCUAACAAACAUUAACAAGCUAAUAUUUUACAGAAAAUAGCUUGCAUGCUAAUGACUUUGUUAGCAUGCUAAAACAUUACUCAGGGGCUAAUACUUACGUGUGCUAAAGAACAACAGCAUGCUAAAGAUUUAUGUGAAUUCAAACAAUGAAAAAGAAAACAUUAGCAUGCUAACAACGCAAACACAAAAACCAAGAAAAAGAAAAACUUUGUUUGGUGAUAAUCUAUAUUUUUCUUAUUGUCAACACACUUCAUGUGCAGAACUAAACUAACAGUGAGUGGAUCAAAUGUGCCCCAAAUACUGUGGAUUAAUCCGCCACUGAAAAUAGUCCCCAACAAAUGCACUAUUAAGUAGGUUUGCCAAAAACGACCGUGCCCAGCUGUUUUCAGAACCUGCUGACCCUUUUUUAAAUAAUUAAAAGCUAUAUAUUUUUGAUUAUUUUUUUUAUGUCUUUAUCCAAUGGGCUUAUCCCUGAGAGCCACAGACAAGAGAAGGGAAGUCAGAGAGUGAGAGACGGACUAACACACUGUUGGGUUGAGUCUGCACAUGACUCUUGUUGAUGAUAUCAAAAAUCUAGACUGAUGCCAGAGACAUCCUUCAAACCGUGAUUUCACUGCUGUGUUAAAAACAAAGAAUGUGCCAUUAGUUUGAGAUAUGAACCUUUACUGAAGCGAACAAAAGCUUGUUCUCUCUGGGUGGGGCAGGAAGCAUCACAUUAACUCCGCAGUUAGAGUUCAGAGAACAAAUCAAUUAGCUGUCUGCUUCAGCCAUUAGCUCAGUAUCAGAGGAACUGCCUUUAUUACACUUCCACUAUGAUCUACGGUCCUUGCGAUUGUCCUUGGUGCUUUUAAAAAACUGUUAAUCAUUUGAAUUUAAAGUCAAUCUCAGAAAGAAAGCACAUGACAAACAGAGACAGUUCCACGUGAAGAGAAAACAGGAUCAAGAUUUCUACGGAGUCUGACGGGGGUCAAAUCAUGGAGACAAGUACUGAUGUGGAAAUUAGUUUGCACACGUUCAUGAACUUAACUCACACAUAACAAAAUGUGCAUGGAUUCAUAAAGAAUAUGUGUAAAAUAAUUAAAAGUACGGACAAUAAUGAAUAGUGAAAAACAUACACGUGAAUUUAUAAAGUUUACAGAUUAAUAUGUGUGUAUGGAUUGAUGAAAUGUCCGCACCGAUCAGACACAUUUAAACGGAUUGGGAUUAAUAACCUGAACACAGAUGAACAAAACAAAGAGAAGGAUUAAUAAAAAUAUGUUUGAUAAAACGUAUGAUUAGUAAAACGUACGGACAGAUAAUAAAAGGUAAAAGGUAACAUUAAUAAAAAUGCAUGAUUAAUAUAAUGUACACGGAUCAAUUAAUCUACACAGAUUAAUUAAAGGUAUGAACGUAUAAUCAACCAUAUGCAUGAAGAGAUAAUAAAAUGUACAGACAUUAAUAAUUAACUACACAUGGAUUUAUUCAACAUACAGUAUGUACAAAGGAUGAACUAAAACAUCCAUAUGGAUCAAUAAAUUGUAUGUACAGAUAAACAAUGCAUGGAUUAAUCAGGUGGUUUUCAAAAUAAAAGUAGAAAGUAUAAUUGAAAAAGAUUGAAAGUAAAAAAAGCAUUUAACUGUCAGCAGCUAAUGAAGGCACAGACUAAUAACGGGUCAGAGGAAUAGUGAAAUACUAUAAAUAUCUGGUGUGUUGCACUUCAUAAAAACAAGUCACAGCAUGUUUGCUUUUGUACAAUUCUCUGACUGUUGAAGCACAAAUGUGUCUGAAAUUACCUCUCCUGGCCUUUACUGCAUGUUGUAGUACUUUCACUAUUUGUCUGACUGUGAUUUUUAAUCUGUGCUUCCAUUUAGUGAAAGACAGAAUAACAAAUUAUAUAUAACCCUUGACUCUAUUUAACCCACCUAGACCAUUAUUCAGAUUCUUACUUUCACGUCAUUAAUAUGUGCAACUUAUUUUCCACAUCACAUGACCCCCGGCUCCGUAGUUUUCUGACCAAUCAGUGGAUCUGGGCUGUUAAACAGAAUCUACUGAAUAAUACACCGAUGCUUUGGUGCAGUGGAUUAAAACCAAGUUGUUUUUAGUUCUACAAACAUUUCUGAUUGACCCAACAUUUAGUUGAAGUGAAAGUUGUUACUGCAGCAAACUUGAAAGGUCACAUAAACUAUUAGCCAUGUUAAAUGAGCUUGUUUAAGCUAAAUAACCAUGUAAGAUAUAUAAGCGUGUUUUUACUGCAAAACCCUUUUCUCACUCGUCUGAGCACAAAUUGCUGUAAAACAACUUUGUGUACAAACAAAAAAUAAAACAAAAGUCAUUUAAUUAAUCAUUAUCUAAUCAUUUAUUAACUGAUAAAAGAAAAGGGACCAAGAUUAUGAAUCUGACAUUUGUUGCCACCUUUCAGUAGUUAACAGUUUUCAAUACUCUGCUACGGACACUUAAAAGUAGCUAGUCAGCUAAUGUUUACUCCUCAAAGUUCACUAGCUAGCAAAGCUUAGCUUAUCACCAACAGGGAUCUUUUGUUUGGGGAAUGACAUAAAACAACUUUAUAUCAUGGCAGAACACUUUGUUGUUAAGUAUUUCUGCUAAUAUUAGCUCUAGCUAACAGGCUUACGUUAGCAUGUCUUGCUUGACCUAAGUUAAAAAUGGCUGUGCUAACCUAGCAACAAAAUCUUUGGUGUAAAACAAUUUUGAAUUACUGAAUUAUCCUUUUUACUUUCGGAGUCUGUCACAAUUAUUUAUUGUAAUUCUAAUUCAGUUUAGCAUUAGCUAAUACGCUAAUUCAAUAUUCCAUUCCAUAUUGGCCUUAUUAUUGAUAUUAUCAAGGUGAUCUUACCUGUUAGCUAGGAUAACUCUAUCAUUUAAUCACUUUAAACUGAAUUAACCUUUAUGUUGCUGACUAGCUGUAAGUAUUAGCUUCACUCUCUUCCUGUGGCAGAAGGUGGAGGAAAGAUUUCACUGAAAGCCAUUUAACAUGUACUGUAUGUGUCAACACACAGAAACCAGUUUCAGCCAUUGGAGUCUCUAACAUUGGAGUUCAGCAGUCAGCUAACCUACGGGGAAAAAACAGAUUUAGAUUUAAUCAACUGAUUGUUUGUAGAACUAAAAGUCAUAUCCACAGCUGUUUUCCUCUGGCUGCUGGAGCGGGCGUUCUCUGUGAUUUUAGUGUGAAACUCUCCUGCCGUUUCCUGUUUCCAAACUCUUGAUGAUGUGAAACUGAAGUGUGCUUUCAGUCGGAGACGUUCAUCCUCAGAUUACUGCCUUACUGUCGAUCAGAUGCCAAAAAUCUCAGUGCGAUGCUUCAGAUUUUCACUGAAUGUGUCUUUACAUUUCCUCUGGAGCAGCACAGAAUACACAACGAAGGAUUUCUGUCUAAUUGGAUUAAAAUUGAAUGUUUCACUUUGACUGUGACAUUUACUGGACAAAUUCUAAUGGAUUUAAAUACAGAUUAUUGUCUGUUGUCUUCUGGUGCUUCACUUGAAGCCUCUACACACUGUGUGAUGAGAGUCCAACUGCUUCACUCAGAUUAUACAAUCUGAAUCAAGUGGCAUCAGAUUGUGCCAUGAACGUCUCAUGAAUAGUAGUGUCACGAUUGCAGCUGAAGUGAUUGGUUAAUUAAUCGUAAUUUUGGAUUAUUUGUCAAAUACAAGAAGCUACUGAACGAUGCUUGAACGCAUCACAAGGCUGUUUGAUAUUUUAAUGGUGAUGUAAUGGACAAAACAAUUAGUCAGAAAAAGCAUCAGCAGAUUAAUCAAUAAUGAAAGUAAUCUGUCGUUGCACCACCUGGAAAAUGAUGUGUAUAGGUUAAUUUUCAAAAUAAAAGACAGAAGUACUGUCUAUUUUUUCUAAAAUCAAGUUUGAACAAAUAAAAAAAAAUCAUUUACUUUGUUCAAAUGGAUUUGACACAGAUCACAUGACCUGACCCUGAACUGCUCCGCUACGUGUUAAUUACUGUGAUUUACAUUUUACAACAUUACUAAUCAUAUUUAUCUUUUCACAAAUUCUCCAUCUUUGAUGUUGAAUCCAGAAUAAUUCCUCACAUUGUUUUUCACACAGUUUAGUCACAUGAUCGUGAACGCACAUUAAUGACGAGAACAGCAGCAUCAGUAGACGCAGAUGACCCGGUGUGACUGACGUCCUGGUCCUGUCUCAGCAGCAGAGACAGUGACGUCCUCACAGCGUCAAACUGGAGCCUGAGGCUGGAGGACGUGUCUGUCGGGUUGAGGAUUUGAACCUGCGACAGACUCACACAGUGUGUAGGUGUUCACAGUGUCACGCCCUGAGAGGCAGCAGCUGUUUUUGACCAAGUCAAACUGCUGCUUUUCACUUUGACACGUUUUACGUUUGUGUAACGGCCAGAUGUUGAGCUGUGUGUUUGCUGCUUCACUGUUUGAUUUUGGGUCUGGACCAGUUUGAAGCUUUAUUUCCUGAUACCACGUCAGCUGACCGCACCUGAUGUCAUCGAACAUCCGGAGCUAACGCACUCGUCACUUCUUGCUCAUCACUGGACAGAACAACGUCGAUCUUUAGAGGUUGAGUUCGCAUGCUCUGAUGUGUUUCCAGGUUUUGUAUUUCUAUCGUUGAACUUUUGAUAAACCAAGUGUUUCCAUCACUAUCUGCCCAGUUUACAGUUUUGGUAUUGAACUUGGAUAUUUUUCAUUGGUCCAUCCCUUUUGUUUUGACUCUGGAGCUGGUUUUUAUUCUGAAUGUGUCCAUCAGAGACAGCUGGUGUCCGUCCACUGUCCUCUGAUCAGACGUUCUCUCUGGCUCCGGCCCAGAAUCCACUCUGUUUACAUUAUUUAUUUUGGCAUGUUUGUAUUCUCUGAUGCUUAAUGAUGCUAAUCUCACUGAUGCACAGUGACCUGAUGGAGAGUCGUGUGUCCACCGGGAGAAACGGGAUGCUGGUGAACGGUCUGUCGUUUGGUGGCUUUAAGAACCGAUCCAGGAGCAGGACCAGCCCACAGUGUGUUCUGGACCUGGUCUGGUAAAAAAAAGGUGAUGUGCUCUGUAGUUAAAGAUAAUGAUGAUGAUAACUUUAUUUAUGGAGCACCUUUUAAUACAACGACACAAAGUGAUUUGCAGUAAAAAAUAAUUAAAGUAAUAAAAUCUAGUUGGAUUUCUCUCUUGAUUUGUAUCGACUGUGGAGAUGAAGAGACUUUCCUCCUCAGAGAGAAUCAUGUUUUUGAAAAGUUGCUCAGCAGAUUUCAUCCUCGUCACAGAUCUUAGGACCUGAGCGGUCGCGGUCCUGUGAGGUGUGUGUUCAGGAUUCACUGCUCAGUCCUUUACACAGCACCGGCCCGGUGGACUCACACACUCUGAUUGUUUCUUUAGAUUUUCCUCCAAAGUGCCUUAAUGUUGUGUUGAAGUACUGAUCGGUCCUUGAGCUGCUGUCAGUCAGCUGAUGGAGCCGGUUUAAAGAUGGUGGCGUGUGUUGAGGUUGGUGCUGGUGGAGAGAUGAAGUGAUUUUAUUCUACUGAAGAAGAGAAGAUGUCCACACUGUUAAAUGUCACAUCACAAAGAGCUCACAUGACUUGUGUUGUUUUCUACUUUUUUUUAAAAGUGUGUUUAAACUAAACUUGUGAUUUGUUGCAUGUUAUAAAUUAAAGGCUCAU
Molecule: messenger RNA, 7523 nt
Organism: Seriola dumerili (greater amberjack)
Lineage: Eukaryota; Metazoa; Chordata; Actinopteri; Carangiformes; Carangidae
Gene: cmtm7
Product: CKLF like MARVEL transmembrane domain containing 7
Exons: 5
Coding region: 89-574 (161 amino acids)
Cellular component (GO): membrane
Source: RefSeq, a predicted model, not a curated record